AUGAGUUCUCUGAUUCUCAACCGUCUCUCUAGGCUAUGUCUGAAGAAACCACCAGUGCUAGGAGUUAGACACCUAGUUGGCGUUCGUUUCUUGUCGGAAACCCCUCUAUGUCACAUCUACGGCGUUGAACAUUGUGAAAAUGAUCAUGCCAAUAAAUGGAGAUAUUCAAACAUGGGCAGACUGAUGAUUACAGAUUAUUCGGGGCCUAGUUGUAGGACCAUGGUUUUGGAAAAGACGGUGCUAAUGUCCUUGAUGAGUGAAACGGGAACUGCGGGAGCAUCAUAUGGCUGGGCAUUUACUUUAGAUUGCGACGGUACUCCAUGUCUUACAAAUGAUCUCAACCCGGUAGUGUCUGAAUCAGAUGAAUGUACAAUCGUACUCCCUGAUUUGGUAACGCUUCCUCAUUGCCAAACCAAACUUGUAACCAAUGUGGCCAUGUCAACCUCUUCUCCUCAUGACAAAGAUUGCAUUCUAGCCGUCAAAUUCGCUGGGCCCCAACUCAGCUUUUGUAGACCCGCUCAAAAGAAAAAAGAAUGGGUCAAUAUAAAAAUUGAAGACACAGGCUUCUUCUCCUCCCGUGUAAUGUAUUCCAAGAGAGAUAAAAAGUUCGCCAUGCCCUCGGAAGAGGGCACACACAUUGGAUACUGGGACCUUGGUGGAGAGGACUUGAAGAUACCAAAGAAUGAGCGGUUCCCCGGUUUCAAUCCUGAGUUGAUUUAUUUUGGUAACGUUCCUGAGUUGUUGAUGUCUGAAUGGGAAAGAUUAGAGUCGUGUUGCAGGAGCGUGGAGUUGGUGGAGUCACGUACCACGGGUGAAAUGUUUAUGGUUAAGCGGUUCAGAUGGAGAAAUAACUACGAGGGUGGGAGGAUGGAAGAGUAUCGAAUAUGGGUGUUCAAGCAAAGCAGUUCUUCUGCUUCUUGGUAUUACACUAAAAACAUUGGGGAUCUUUGCAUUUUCCUCUCCAAUUCUGAACCUUUCUGUCUCAAGGCUAGCUCCCACCAGAAACGCAAAAACUCUAUUUAUUUCGUUGACAAAAACGAACGUGGGAUUUUCACUCUCGGUGAUGAUAAGUAUAUGACAAGUAGUUUUCACAAUUUCACUGCCCCUUACUUCAUUCCACCUCAGUCUUACCUUGAUGCUAAUCGUAGCGAUAGAUCUCAUUCUCCCUGA
This is a messenger RNA of Eruca vesicaria subsp. sativa (arugula), 1170 nucleotides long. The record is from the annotation of a GenBank genome assembly. Lineage: Eukaryota; Viridiplantae; Streptophyta; Magnoliopsida; Brassicales; Brassicaceae.